AUGGCAUGGAAAGACGGGGAUCGGGAGAUCUACCUGGAUAAAGACUGCCUCAUCAGCUUCCAGGACAAGUUCUUCACGAUCGACGAAAUGUCUGUCAUCCUCCAUGCGGUCAACAAGACGCGACCUCGGUACCCGUUCACAAUCCUCGGCUAUGAUGGCAAGAGGUACGAGUUCGCUGACCGGGAGGUCAGUUUGUUUACUGCAAAGUUUGCUGACUUCUUCACGCAGCAGCUGCCUUUAUCCGUUCCUCGCAAGCAGCGUGAUGCAAGGAUUGAGCUCCCCACGAUCGAGAUGACAGGACCAAUCAACAUCCCUGAAGGUCUUGCCGGUCUUGGAGAAAGACAGCUCCUCGCGUUGAUCGAGACUCAAGGUUCUGGACCUAUCGGAGGGAUCCGACAAACGUCGAGCGACGCCUCCACCAAGCUGAGCAUCAGGCGCGUGCAUCUGCACCGCCCGCCAGGCGUCCUGCUUGCGCGACCUCCUCCACCACCUCCUGUACACAAUCCCACCGACUACAUCUCAGCCGAAGAAUGGGAUGCUCUCAGAGCUGGUGUGUAUGGCAACUUCGGACGUGAGCGCACACGUAGCCGCACACGUGAUGAUGCCACAGAUGCAGCAGGACCGGCGGGAGGGAUCCCAGCUCCAGCAACCCCACCUGGAGGUGCUGACUAUCACGGACAGCAGUUCAUGGGCCUUCAGAAUGUGCCAAGGUCCGCGGAGGGCGUCUCAAUCUGCCGUAGCCUUCAAGUUCACGACAAGUUGCUUGAGGUCCUUGACGAUCACAUGGCAAACCAUGAUCCGGAGUUUCGCUACACGUUCCCCUAUGACAUGUCGGGACGCUUGUAUGAACCUGGUCAGCCUCGUCCGGACCACUACACUUGCGCAGAGGCCUACAUUUGGGCCGUGUUGAGCGCCAGGGACAAUACCCGUGUUCCGCUCGACCGUGUCAUUACUUGCGUGCCUGAUGCUGAGGAUCCAAGCCGCUUCUGGCCGGUGCCUACCGUGGAACAGGUCCACUGGUACCUUCGGGGCUGGUCGCAGCACUAUGUGAUUGAUGGCCAACGCAGGCAGGCAUACUGA
This is a messenger RNA of Symbiodinium pilosum, 1080 nucleotides long. The record is from the annotation of a GenBank genome assembly. Lineage: Eukaryota; Dinophyceae; Suessiales; Symbiodiniaceae.